CGGAGCUUGUCGUUUCAUUGUACGGCUGCUGAUGCUGAGAGAUCGCGCCGAGAAAUAUGUAGGACCAUGAUUGCGGAUUUGGGGUUUAUAGGCCGUGGCAUAUCGCUAAGGAUUGUUUUCUAGGUAUUCUGACUGCAAGGAUAAUGAGGAAAAGAAGGAACUGGAAACGACAGUGUAACGUGAAGUGAUGGAUGAGUGAGAGUGUUUGAAGAACCUCUGCAUCUGAUCCAAUGGCGAAGAAAGCUCGCACUAAGGGCGAGAAGCCUGAGGCGCUCAUCUCUGCCUUACAGGCAGCCAAUGAAGAUCUCAGGUCCAAACUAACUGAAAUUCAAAUCGAACUGCAUCAAGAAAAAUGCAAGGUGACCAAGCUGGAGCGAGAGAAGGUACAGGAAGGAAAGCGCAUCCGUGAGCAGGAGCAGCACAGGCACACUGUGACAUUGACGGAGCAGCGCGCCCGCUGGCACGAAGAAAAGCUUAAGGAGCUUGCCUCGCUACGGGAAUCGCUAACAAAGCAGCAUGAACAGGAACUAGCCCGUACGGCUAAGAUCAAAGAAGGCGAGAUCCAGCGUUUGCGGACUGCACUUAGUGCACUGCGCGAUGGCAGUGGCGAGAAAGUACGUACUGCGCUAACGCUAGAGGCCCGAGAGGAGGCCCGGCGAUUCUUCGACCAGGAGCGUGUAAAACUGCUGCAGGAGAUAGCGGAGCUGAAGUCCACCAAACGGCAGACGGAUGAAGCGCUGAACACGGUUAUUUUAGCCGACAAGAUGAAGGCGGGUGACUUGCGCUCUGAGCAUCAUGCACACCAGGAACAAAUUACCAAAAUUAAGUGGGACUGUGAGCGAGAUAUUCGACGAUUGGUGGAUGAAAUCAAGGCAAAAGACAGAACGAUCUUUGCUUUGGAGAAGGAGCUGGAAACAGCGGCAGGUUUCAUGCAGAAGUUGCAGCUUCAGAAGGAUGCGCUCGAUGAGCAGCUGUUUCUGGUCAAAGAGGCAGAAUGCAACCUAGGAAGCCCGAAGAGAGAGAUCCCUGGCCGCGCCGGAGACGGUGCAGAGCAUUGCGGGAGUCCGGACAUGAGAAGAAACCAGAAACGCAUCUCUGAACUCAAAUCCACCAUCCGUAAACUGGAAGACCGCAACACAAUCUUAGUGGAUGAAAGAAAUGAACUGUUGAAGCGUGUGCGGGAAGCAGACAAACAGUGCAAGCCUCUGCUGGAGAAGAACAAAUUAUUGAGCAAGAAAAAUGAUGACCUGAGCCAUUCGCUCCAGAGGAUGGAGGAUAAACUCAAAUCAUUAACCAAGGAGAACUUGGAGAUGAAGGAGAAGAUCACGUCUCAUCCUCCACUGAAGAAGCUGAAGUCUCUGAACGAUCUGGAUCAGGCCAAUGAUGAUCAGGAGAUCGAGUUCCUCAAGCUGCAGGUUCUGGAGCAGCAAAGCAUGAUCGAUGAGCUCACACGAGAUAGAGAAAAACUCUUGAGGAAGAAGAGACAUAAACGAAGCAGACCAAUAAAGAGGCACAUUGUUGUAGAUACGUUUUAUGGGUAUGAUGAAGAGUCGAUGGAUUCAGAGACUUCCUCAGUGGCUUCCCUGCGUGUGGAUCGAACUCCAGCCACACCGGAUGAAGAUUUAGAUGAGGGUCUGGCGGCUGAAGAGUCAGAGUUGCGGUUUAAGCAGUUGACGAGGGAAUAUCAGGCUCUUCAGAGAGCAUACGCUCUGCUACAGGAACAGAAAGGAGGUGUACUGGAUGCUGAAAUGGAAGCCAAGGCCCAAGAGCAGCUCCAUGCAGACGCUCAGAGGCAUAAGGCCAAAAUUGAGGACUUGGAAAAAGAGCUUGCCUUAAAAGGACAGGACUCUAAAUGGGUGGAAGAGAAGCAGUUGUUCCUCAGACGCAAUCAAAAGCUGCUGGAGAAGGUUGAUAAAUUGGAGAUUGAGAGUGGAAAGCUUCAUCAGGAACUUCAGGACUCUAAAGAUCAGAAUGAACUGCUGGAGUUUCGCAUACUAGAGCUGGAGGAGCGUGAGAGGAGGUCACCGUUUACCCUACAAAUCCACCCUUUUUCUGAGGGAGUGAGUGCCCUACAGAUCUACUGUAUAAAGGAGGGAGUAAAGGACGUGUGUAUACCCGACCUCAUCAAACUGUUGGAUAUACUGGGAGAUAACGGGAAUUUAAGGAAUGAGGAGCAGGUGGCCAUUAUUCAAGCAAGCACUGUUCUGUCUCUUGCUGAGAAGUGGAUUCAGCAGAUUGAAGGUACAGAAGCAGCUCUGCAUCAGAAGAUGAUGGACCUGGAGCUGGAGAUGGAGAUGUUCUGUAAGCAGAAGGGGUAUCUGGAGGAGGAACUGGACUACAGGAAGCAGGCGCUGGACCAGGCCUACAUGCAAAUCCAGGAGCUGGAGGCGACUCUGUACAACGCAUUGCAGCAGGAUAAAGUGAUAAAGUAUGGAGAACCGUUGGAUGAGCUGCAGAAGGAUGAGUUGCGGAUGGCGGUUGAGAAACUGCGCAGACAGAUGCUACGGAAGAGCCGAGAGUACGACUGUCAGGUGCUGCAGGAAAGGAUGGAGCUGCUCCAUCAGGCUCAUCAGAGGAUCAGAGAUCUGGAGGAUAAGACAGAUAUACAGAAGAGACAGAUUAAAGAUCUAGAGGAGAAGUUUUUAUUUCUGUUUUUAUUCUUCUCUCUUGCCUUUAUUCUUUGGCCUUGAUGUCUGUGACAUCUUCCACUGCACAGGAUUUGAAGCAACCAGGAACUGUCGCAUGCAACUGCAGUUUUCCGGUUGUAAUGACUCAAGGCGUAUUAAUGGCUGUUUUGUUUAGCUUGUGUGGAAGUGGGAAAUUCUGAGUUAAUGAUUAUGGAUUUUAUUGGGAUUAUCUGCAACACUGCACAGGAUAUAUCUUCUGGAUUAUAGAUGCAAACCCUUCUGUGGAGUACCAAAUGUUUGAAAUCACACUUGCAGACCAGGGUGACAAAAACAUAUAAUCAUCAACUGGAGCAUUAUGGAUUAUCUCUGCCAUGCAGGGACCUGCCAUAACCCUGUCUCUACUGCAUCUACUGUGACUGCUACCAACCACAACCCACAAACUUCCCUCUUUCUCUCCUCCUAUUCACACUUUGGGAAAUUAAAAGCAAAUGGACGCCUUUGUGGACACACACACACAUGAGUUAUCAGCACUGACUCAGGGCCUGUUAGUGAGGUGACAGUUGCAUCUCUGUUGUCAGGACCCAUUAGGAGAGGUGUCUUCCUCACUGCCUGAAAACAGAAAGGAAAAAGAGACAGCCUGAGAGAGAAAGAGACCGUCCACUACAAACCAUCCACGCAAGCGGUUCUUUUUUUACCACUAGAUAGUUGAGGAAUUAUUUUAUUCCUGUCAUUGGGCCUCAUUCAUGAAACAAGAGUGAAUCGAAUUUCUGUGUAAAACAAAUUAACACAAAUAAAACCAUAUGUAACAAGUAAAAUCAUUCUUCUGUAAAUUGUGGCAUCAUGCGCCAGUUGAUGUACUGUAAGUAAAACCAAUCUUAUGUAAACUGUUGUAUCAUGCGACAGUUCAUGCAAAUAAAACCAUAAGUUGCCACAUCAUGCCACAGUUCACAAUAGUAUAUCCAUUCUUAAGUAAAGUGCCGUCAUAUGUAAAAUAUUACAUAAGUAAAACCAUUAUUUUUUAAAUUGUUGCAACAUGCGAUAGUUCAUGCAAGGAAAAGCAUUUUUGUGUAAAUUGUUGCAUGAUACGACGGUUCACGCAAGUAAAACAGUUCAUACGUAAAUUGUCGCAUCGUGUAAUGGUUCAUGCGUGUAAAACAAAAUGUACGUAAUUUGUUCCAUCAUGUAAUGGUUUACGCAAGUAAAACCAUUCUUACGUAAAUUGUUGCAUCAUGUACAGUAAAACCAUUUUACUCAAAUUGUUGCAUCAUGCCACAGUUCACUCAAGUAAAACCAUUCUUGCAUAAAUUGUUGUAUUAUGCGACAGUUCACAGGAUUAAAACUUUUUACGUAAGUGGUCGCAUCAUGCAACAGUUUAUGCAAGUAAAUUGUUGCAUCAUGCAACAGUAAAACCAUUUUUGCGCAAAUUGACGCAUCAUGUGACAGUUCACACAAGUAAAACCAUUCUUAUGUAAAUGGUCACCAGUUGUUCUACAUGGGUUUUUCCAGAAUGAGGCCCAUUGUCUCAUAAUAUUCCAUGUAUAUGAUUAAAGUACCUCUCUAUGACUGCAGUGUAAUAUAUAUGUUUGUUGAUAUGUAAAUGUGUCUCUAUUUCUUCCUAAUGUGAAUACACUUCUCCUGCAGCUUGAGCAGUAGAAUCAAUCUGCAGUUUAGAAUUUAAGGAAUAUAAAUUGCAAUGUAUAUUGUGGUGAUGGCUGCAGAUGAAAAUGGUUCUGCCUUUCUCGAUUGUCCCUGUAUUUAAUCAUUCCCCUGUGCCCUGUUCUUUUCUACUCAGCUGUAGUAUACUGUACCAGCAGGACUUUCACUAAUUGGUUUGUACUGAAUGAUCUUUUUAACUCCCUUUAAUUGGCUGUGUCUCUGGCUUUUAAAUACAUUUUGGGGCAUUCUGUAUACCAGGUUCGACUUCAUUACAUUAAAGUCUAAAUACCUCCUCAGAAAUAUGUCUUUUUUUUCCUUCUUUUUUCAUAUUUGCAUUCUUAGAAGAGAACAGACUGAUCUUUACAUCGAUCUGAUUGUAGUCAGACUGGAAUAAUAUGAUCAUUUAAAUUAAAUUAUAUAUAUAUUCUAGGUUAUGUAGUUGCAGUCCCACAUUGGAGGAUAUACAUUCUAAUAUUGUUGUGACAUCAUUGGAGGGUAAAAGUUCCAAUAUUGUUGUGGCAUCAUUGGGGGCUAUAUAUUCCAGUAUCAUUUUGACUUUAAUGCAGGCUACAAAUUCCAAUAUCAGUGUGACAUCAUUGGAGGCUAUAUGUUUCAUUAUCAUUGCAACAUUAUUGAAGGCUAAA
Messenger RNA from Myxocyprinus asiaticus (Chinese sucker), 4927 nucleotides. Its product is annotated as janus kinase and microtubule-interacting protein 2-like. Gene Ontology annotation, molecular function: microtubule binding; kinase binding. Lineage: Eukaryota; Metazoa; Chordata; Actinopteri; Cypriniformes; Catostomidae. The record is from RefSeq and is a predicted model, not a curated record. Bases 231 to 2690 code for a protein of 819 amino acids. The transcript is spliced from 22 exons.